AUGUCGCAGCAAAUGAUCGAAACUCUAGUGUCCAUCGCUCCCGAAUCUGGCAAGGAGGUCAUGCAAUUGACCAUGGAGCACAGUGCGCAAGCAGAGACUCUUUUCUUGGGUCCUUCAGGCGCAUCCAUACGGGCAUUUGCAAGAGAUCAGAAAACAGCAGAGAAGCACGAGGUGGAUGCUGUGAGGCAUGCAGAAGGAAUUCUUUAUGCGGAUAUGGACAUGGAUGCUACUAUCGAAGGAAAGCAAUAUCAUGACGUGGUAGGGUCUUACCAGCGCUUAGAUAUUUUCGACUUGAAGGUUAACACGACAAGAAGAGUGCCUGUCAAAUUGUUUGAGGGAGAUGCUUGA
Molecule: messenger RNA, 348 nt
Organism: Exophiala aquamarina CBS 119918
Lineage: Eukaryota; Fungi; Ascomycota; Eurotiomycetes; Chaetothyriales; Herpotrichiellaceae
Exons: 1
Coding region: 1-348 (115 amino acids)
Source: RefSeq, a predicted model, not a curated record